Phoenix dactylifera (date palm) is the source of this 6469-nucleotide messenger RNA. The record is from RefSeq and is a predicted model, not a curated record. NCBI's taxonomy places the organism in Eukaryota, Viridiplantae, Streptophyta, Magnoliopsida, Arecales, Arecaceae.
CCCCUCCGUCCAUUUUCGGGCCGCAUCAUUACUAGCGGACAGGAUUUAGGAUCUCCGGGCGGCCAACUUAAAAUAACGGUUCGUGCCGGCAAAUGGUUCUCGAUAGCCCCGCUCUUGUGGCAGUCGAAGCAUAAAGGUCGUUCAUGGACCGAGAAUUCUCCGGAGAUUGUGAACUCUAGCUAUCAUCUCCUCCUUCCGGGCCGAUGGAAGUCUUAAAUUAAUUUCAAAGAAAGGGGAAAAAAAUAUCUUCAAGUCUUUGCUCCCAUUGCAUGUCCCACCUUACUUUAGCGUCCUCCCGAGUUAAAACCUUCGACCACCUCAGACAGCUCCAUGCCCAGCUCAUCCUCCACUCCCUCCAUGGCGAGAGCCACUGGCUCACGCUCCUCCUCACCCGCUGCGCCCGUAUCCAGGCCCCUCUGCCCUAUGCCCGCCUCCUGUUUGAGUCUAUUCCACACCCGACCGCCCGCGCAUUCGCCACGAUGUUCAAACACUGCUCCCAACUGGGGACGCACGAAGACGUGGCCGCCCUCUUCGCUCGUAUGUCUAGCCUUGCCGUGACGCCUGACGCUUCUCUCUAUCCCAUUUUAAUCAAAUGGUUGGGCAGCGAUGCAAUUUCACUCCACGCCCGUAUUUUGAAGCUGGGACAUGCAUCUGACCGCUACGUCCGGAAUGCGAUCAUGAAUUUCUAUGCCCAUCAUGGUUCUGUCGAGACGGCCGAAAGGUUGUUUGAUGAAAUGCCCGAGAGAACGGUCGUUGAUUGGAAUUCCAUGCUCUCGGCAUAUUGGAAGUGGGACUGCAGAAAGGAGGCGCUGCGAAUGUUUGAUUCCAUGCCGGACCGCAACAUAAUUUCUUGGACCGUGAUGGUCAGUGGGCUGUCGAGGGUUGGAGAAUUCGACGUGGCACGGAGGUUCUUCGAUGAAAUGCCUGAGAGGAGCAUUGUCUCAUGGAAUGCGAUGCUUUCGGGCUACACCCAGAAUGGGCAGGCGGAGGAAGCGUUGAGAUUGUUCGACCGAAUGAUGGGUGUGGGAAUUCAGCCCAACGAGACAACAUGGGUCGUGGUCAUCACAGCAUGCUCGAUGAAGGGUGACCUUAGAUUUGCCGAAUCCUUGGUUGGAUCGCUUAUAGAGAGAAAUGCGAAUCUGAAUUGUUUCAUCAAGACGGCGCUCAUAGAUAUGUAUGCAAGCUGCCGGAGUUUGGCGAAGGCAAGGAAGAUUUUUUAUGAGAUGGAGGAUCAGAAUUUGGUGUCUUGGAAUGCUAUGAUUGCUGCAUACACAAGGGAAGGUGAUCUCUCAGCAGCAAAGGAGCUCUUUGACGUGAUGCCGGCAAGGGAUGUGGUCUCGUGGAACUCCAUGAUCUCUGGGUAUGCACAAAAUGGACAGUGGAGUCCGGCAAUCGAGCUUUUCAAAGAGAUGGCAAUUGUGAAGGGCUUGAAACCGGAUGAAGUAACGAUGUCUAGCAUCAUUGCAGCUUGUGGGCAUUUGGGGGCUCUUGAGUUUGGCAGAUGGCUAGUUUGUUAUAUCAGCGAAAACCAGAUUAGAUUAAACAUUUCAGGGUAUAAUGCUCUUAUCUUCAUGUACUCGAGGUGUGGAAGCAUAGAGGAUGCUAGGAGAGUUUUUCGAGAAAUGUCGAAGAGGGAUGUAUUUUCUUACAAUUCAUUGAUCUCAGGCUUGGCGUCUAUUGGCGAAGGGCUUGAGGUUCUUAAAUUGAUGGAGAAUAUGGAGGAAGAACGCAUCGAACCGGAUAAUAUAACGUAUCUUGGCAUCUUAACUGGUUGUAGCCAUGCAGGACUGCUGCUUGAAGGCUGCAGGGUGUUCGAGAUGAUCGAAAGCCCAACCGUUGAUCACUAUGCUUGUAAGGUGGAUCUAUUGGGUCGAGCUGGCCGAUUGGAUGAAGCAAAGAGAGUGAUAGAUGGCAUGCCACUAAAGCCACAUGCAGGAGUCUAUGGGGCUCUCCUCAAUGCAUGCCGAAUCCACAAAAGGGUCAAACUAGCAGAGUUUGCAGCUCGAGAGCUCUUCAAGCUUGAACCAGAGAAUUCAGGCAACUAUGUAUUGCUUUCUAACAUCUAUGCUUCGGCAGGGAGAUGGGGAGAUGGGGAGAGUGUUAGGGAAAUUAUGAGAAAAAGAGGUGUUGAUAAAAUGAUAGGGUGUAGCUGGGUGGAAUUUGGUGGUAAAGUGCACCAGUUUGUAGCUGGUGAUAGGUCACACUGUCAGUCAGAGGAGAUACACGAGAUGUUGAAAGAGGUAGGAAGGAAGAUGAGGGCAUUGGGGUAUAUAGCUGAAGAGAGUUUGUCUCUUGAGGUAAGUUGAAGAGGAGGAGAAGGAAAAAAUUGUGGGGAGCCAUAGUGAGAAGCUGGCACUUGGCUUUGCACUGCUUGUUUUUGAUGCGAAGGCAGUAAUCAGGAUAGUGAAGAACCUAAGGAUAUGUGAGGACUGUCAUGUUGCCAUCAAGAUGAUUUCAAAGAUUGAGGGGAGGGAAAUUGUGGUUAGAGACAACAAAAGGUUUCAUGCCUUUUAGGAUGCGAGGUGCUCUUGCAAGGACUGCUGGUAAGGCCUCACCGAACCUGAAAAUAACUCGUCCAGCAUCAGAUUUCAAAAGUUUCCACUGACAACACAAUAGUUGUUAGCAGGUUUGGUUUCUUCAAAUGCUGAUUAAUUGUUUACUUAAUGUAUGCAGUGCUUGAUCUGCAUUUAUUAGUAUGAUUACUUCUUAUUUACUUUGUAUAUUGAUUGGUUCUGCCUGAUACAUUUGAGCUUGCAUUGCUUACAUUGGGCUGCAAUACUGUUGGAGGAAGACUAAUAGAAAUGGCGAAGUAUGCUUUUCUUAUUAUUUGUAUUCUAAUUUCUUUCUGUGAGAUAUCGUGCAAAAGAAGUUUUCCAUAAUGUUGAGUUUUGGUUUUCAUUACUUGCUGUUUUAAUAAUAAGGAAUGGCUGAGUUCUUUUAUGAUCUUGAAAUGCUAAGUGAAGGGUUAAAAAUGCUAUUUGCUUUGUAGUUGGAUGCAGUUGAUCUUGCUUAACAACAACUUCAAAAGUGAUUCUCUGACCAAGUAAGUUUCCCUUAAUCAUCUUCAUUUCAUACUACUAUGCUACUUAUGCUGUUAUCAUGUGCUGGCUUGUAGUUGCUUUAACCAUGUUCCGUUCUUAGAAUUCUAGCCUAUAUUUUGCUUUGUUUCAACAAGUAGUGAAGGCAUUCUCUUUGAAACUUUGAGUUCAUACCGAUCUUUGUUUUUUCAAUCAUUUUACUAAUUAGUAUCUGAACAUAAGUAUGUUGUUGAUUGUUGGAUGUUCUCUAUUCGCAUGCCUUUGUAUGGCUUAUGUACUUGGUAAGAUGCAGUUAUUAAUUUUUGGCUGGCAAUUAGUAAUAGUAUAAUAGAUAUUGAAAGUUCUUCCUCUAAAGAAGUAUUUUUUGGACUGAACAAUUCAUGAAUUUGGCUAAAAAAUGAGAGUCUUUUACUGGGCAAAUCUUUCUCAAUGUCCAAUAUUCAUGUCUAGUAUUUCCCUGUCAUAGGCAUCACCGGGACAGGUAUCUCCAAAUAUAGAUGCCUAUAAUUCGUCAAAAAUUGUUGAGGAGAAGAAAUUACUAAGUGGAUUUUUUGAUAUUGAAUGUAGCAGCUAGAGAUGCAAAUUUCUGAAUUGUUAAUGGAAUCAACUUGUUAUCUCAAUAAUGUGAUGCUGAAAACUUUGGCUUCCUUUUAUAUCUAUGGCUAGUUUUGUAUUGAAAGAAAUAGUUUUGGUUAUGUACUGAACAAAUAUAUGCAUAUAGGUGUUAAUAUGUAAAUUGCCGGUAGAAAUAACUGCAUGUGAUAUUUGUACUAGUGAAUCUUGCCUGACACCCGUAUUAAUGUUGGUCUCAUCAAGGAACUGAGAUGUGCCAUAAGUAAGCUGGAUUCAUGAACUUGAUUUGAUGCAACUUCUUGAUUUUCAUAUCUGAUAAAAUUGAAUCCUAUGGUUUCUUAUUCUAGAAUAGCGGGCGUCUCAUUCCUAAACUUCUAUGCAAUUGAAAUAAUUUCAGGUUGAAACUUUUUGCUGAAACUGAUUGAUGCUAGUGUAUCCACCUACGUUGGAAAAAAGCUCAAAAUAAGGGGAGAGAGCAGGGUGGGGGACUCUCUGCAUGCAUAUGUAAUCCCUUGUGAGCAAGAUAGAUUGUAAAUAACAUGAAUUCCACCAAAUGUGCUCCCCUCUGAUUUCUGACUGCUAAUAUCACCACCAAAGUAUUUAUUGAAGCCUCUAGAUUUUUGUUCGGGUCUAUUGUUAUCCUUCAUUGGGUUUUUGUGUGCUAACUAUUGGAGGACAUCUUCUAGCCGGAGUGAAAUAGCAAGAAUCUAUCUAUCAUGACCUUUAAUAAUUCUUCCAGGUUUGGCUGAGCUUUGAUUUUUACGAGAACUCCCAUCAGUGAAGUUUCAGCUAUUCUUUUACAUGUUCCCUCCAAAAUGUAGGACUCGCUUUAUGUGAAACUGUUCUGCUAAUCAACCUUGGUGAACUUACUGCCAUUUGAGGAGCUUAACACCUGCUUUACUGUAAUGUCUCAACUAUUAACUUUUAUCUUCCUUUCUAAAUUUUCAACCUUUUGUUCAAGAUAGACUCAAAUUAAGACUCCACAAUGUGUAUCAAGUUAUGGAGGUCUUAAUUUUUUGAUUUUGAAUUCAUGCCUAACUUUCCCUUUGUAAAUGAAUGAUUUCUUAAUUUAUUGAUCUGUCAUAAUUGCUCAGUUUCAGGCGGUCUUGGAUGCCUUGCUCAUUAGUUGCUGUGCCAAUGUUGAAGGUCAACUGCAUAUUCUUUCUUCAAUAAAUUGUUCCCUCUGAUUAUUGUGCAUGUCUAUUUAAACUCAGCAACUAUAUGGAGGAAUUGUUGUACUUCAUCUUGAGCAUAAUCAUAAUCAUAAUCAUCAAGUAUUCCUAUUUAGGGCAAUCUCUGAUGUUAUUCCAAAACUUUCAUUCAUCUUUAGCAUAUAUAAUAAAAUUAUUCUCCUUACAAAAUCCACAUUUCAAGCCUUCUGCUGAGGAAGACAGACUUUCUGGAACUUGUGGGCCUAUCCUUGUGCUAUUGGAGUGGCAGACUUGCCAAUCAUCUCAAUAAACAUGAUAUGGCCAGCCAUUCCCGUGCAAUUUCAUAUCAUUUUGUAGUAUGAAAUGGUCAAGCUCUGUGCGUGCAGAAACUAUUAUCAGAUUUUCAAACAUGUUUAUUAUCAAGAUCUUCUAAUUCACUGAUAAUCCAUUAAUGGCAUGCAGUUUUAUUGAUUCAAGCACCAUUUCUGAAUUGAAGGAAGCUAUAUCUUUGUGUAGUCCUUUUGUCGCGCCGAGUAUGAGGCAGUGAAGUUGGCAUGAUGGGGGCAAAAUGAUUCAUGGACUGAUGAUCAAGGAUGACCGAAAUGAAGGAUGACUAUAAUCAAGGAAAUCAGACCACAAAAGCUCGGUGCUGGCUAACAUUCCUCACAAUGUAGUCCUUGUUUUGGCUUUCCAUAACCUUUGGUACAUGUGAAAGUGCAUGCAGCUUUUUGGGUCUGCAAAAGUGAUAUGCCGGGAGAAACCCUGCAUAUCACAAGCCUGUAGGAUCACAAGCCUGGAUAUGUGGUGACCCAUGAAGGGUCCAGUCUAUAUGAUGCAUUCAAAAAGGAGAUGGACUGACCGAUGAUUGAUCGACUCAUCUCCUCCUGGUAGCCCAGAAGGUAUUCUCUUUCCAUGGCUCCUGACGGAUGGGGGUCACAAUGAGUAUUGUGAUUACCAAGAUCAACACAAAUACGGAAGGGACAUCUCUCUGGAACAGGUGUCUACUUUCUUGAACAGGUGUAUGCAUUUAUAAACUGUCACCAAGCCAACUGAAUCGGAAAAUUGACAAUGUGGUAUGAUCAACAGCAGCUGGCUUUGGUACUUUUAAGGAAUUCAGAUUUCAGUAUAUCUUAAGAGCCUAGAGAAACUUGCUGCCUAUCAUUUUGCAUUAAGUUCCCCAUAAUAGUGAUCAGAAAGAUGAGCUCCUAGGCUAUCAGAAAGUUAUUUUUGCUGCUGGUUGUAUGCUAUUUUUUGUAUUUGGGUGAUCUCGGUUUCAAAAAUGCCAGCUUAUAGAGACCUGCAUGCGAAUGCCUGGAGGAGCACCCUAUGUCCUGCUUAAAGGGAAGGAAUGCCUAAGCUCAAUUACUCAUUUAGAUUUUUGUUCAUUUUUUUUUUCUUUGGUAUUCAUGAAGGGGAAAGCAGGAGGAGAUCUAGCCAUUCAUGUUUCAUUUGAAUGGGGGUUGCAAACAGUACUCUGAAUAGCUCAAGCUCAGCCCCAAAAAUAGAGCUGGCUCAAUAAGGCCCUUAUUUAUAUAUUUAAUUGAUAAUGCAGAAGACCAUGAUGCUACCCGGAUGAAACUAAGGGUGCAAAUGGGUUAGCCUAGAUUAGGAAUUAGCCUAUUAAGGAUGAGAAUGUAAUUUGAAAAAAAAUGGUCCACUUGGUUAUUCUCUUUUGGGAAUUUGAACCGAUAAAAUGGCAUUAUUGAU